Molecule: messenger RNA, 14057 nt
Organism: Menidia menidia (Atlantic silverside)
Lineage: Eukaryota; Metazoa; Chordata; Actinopteri; Atheriniformes; Atherinopsidae
Source: the annotation of a GenBank genome assembly
AUGGAGGAAUCACCCGCUGACGAGGACAAAAGGCUGGAUUUCAUAGCCGAGUACGUGCUGAGAAGUCACGGGCUGAAGCGGGAUAAGUGGGACCAGUGCCUGUCCAGCCAGGACUACAGGCAGGUGCUGCAGGAUUUCCUGGACAAAGCUGACCACAGGACCCUGGUGGUGUCCGUGACCGCCGGGGGGCUGCUGGAGCCCUCCGCCUCUGCCACCUGCUCCAGAAACAAAGGUGUCUACUUUAUGAAAAAAGCCAAAACGAGACUGAGUCCCGAAUCCAUGAAAGAGAACUUAGUCUACGGGGAUUUGUCUCACGCACCGCUGGACCAGUUUUCUGCUCUAGUUGAGGAGGUUAUCGCGCCACUGCUCUCCAGCUGCACGAACCAUGCUCAGUGGCCACAGGUUGUGUCUCAGGACAUUAGGCAGUAUGUCCAUUCCCUCAGGAACAGUGUGUUUGUGGUGUCAGGCCGUGUCCAAGGCAAAACCCUGCUGCCUCACCCCGCGGGGUCGGAGAGAGAGGAGCAAGCUGCCCUGGAGACAGACACAAAGGGGGAAACGGUGGACGAGAGCAUUAUCCACUCCCUGGAGUCGGCAGUGAUUGAGUGGAGCCAUCAGAUCCACGCCAUCCUUAUGAAAGACUCCUCUGAGGCGCUGCUGGAAGGCAAAAACCCCACACCCCACACUGAGCUGCUCUUCUGGAGGAACAGAUAUGCAGAUUUGAAGUGCAUCCACUCCCAGUUGAGCUCUUCAAAAGUGAACAAAAUGGCACUGUUGUUGGAGGCUGUGGAGAGCAGCUACUUCCCAGCUUUUAGGAACCUGCAACGGAACGUCCUUGCAGCUUUGGAAGAGGCAAAGGACAUUUGCAUCUGCCUGGGGCCACUACAGCGGCUGUUUGAGGACAUGGAGAGUGCGGAGUUCCCCGAUGUCAAAGGUCAAAUUAGACCUUUGAUGCAUACAAUAUGUUUAGUGUGGGCCAACUCCAGAUAUUACAGCACCCCGGCUCGCCUCGUUGUUCUUCUGCAGAAGACCUGUAACCUCCUCACACAGCAGGCCCAGGCGUAUCUCCUUCCAGAGGAAGUUUUGAGAGGAGAGCUGUCCGAGAGUCUGCUCAGGGUGCAGACGGGCCUGGAUGUCCUGCAGCUGUUCAGGAACGCCUACGGAGAUCGCAGGGCCAAUCUGAGGCAGUACCAGAGGAACGGGAGCCUGGUGAAGCCGUGGGACUUUUCCCCACUCUUGGUUUUCUCUGGAUUCGAUCGAUUUCUUAAAAGGCUGAAAACCAUCAAGGCCAUCCUGUCAACAGCCGUGGACCUGUUGAAGCUCGAGAAACUGGAGAUUGGAGGAAUCCAAGGCCGAGCACUCAAUCAGCGGGUCCAGCUCCUUUACCAAGAGUUUUUGGACACAUAUAAGUCCUUUAUUGAGAAGCCCUACGAUUGUUUGGACAUCAGCAACAUAGAGUUUGAAGAAGAUGUGAGGGAGUUCGAACUGAAGGUGAACGACACAGACCGGAGGCUGGGAGCUGUAUUUUGCCAGGCUUUUGAUGACGCCCCAGGACUGGAGCACACCUUUAAGGUUCUGGAUAUGUUUGGCAGUCUGCUGGAGCGCCCACUGGUCGCUGCAGACGCCCUGCGCAGAUACCCGCUACUUUUGUCCAUGUUUGAGAAAGAGCUAGAUUCCUGCAAACUUGUCUACAACAAACACAUGCAGGCUCUACGGGAGCUGGGCUCUGCCCCAGUGAAUAAGAAUAUGCCAGCUGUAGCUGGAGGACUCAAAUGGGCCCAGGAGCUGCAGCAGCGCAUCCAGACCCCCUUCUUAAAAUUCAGGCAACUCUCCCACCCAUGCCUGGAUUCUGCAGAUGGAGUCAGGGUCACUCAGAAGUAUGAGGAAAUGAUGCAACUGCUGGAUAGAUACUCCGCCAGCUUGUAUAAGACAUGGGCAGAGACUGUGGGCGAGUGCUCUCAGUACAACCUCAGUUUGCCAUUAAUCAGCAGAGAUCCGGGCACUCAGCUGAUCUCAGUCAACUUCAACCGGCAGCUAACUUCAGUACUCAGGGAGGUGAAGUAUUUGGAGGCAGGGCAGACUGAGUGCAUACCAGAGGCUGCUGUGCAGAUCUACACCACCAGGGAGCAGCUGUGGCAGUACGUGGCCAACCUGGAGCUCAUUGCCGUCCGGUACAACAAGGUGAUGCACUGUGUGCUCGACGUGGAGCAUCCUCUGAUUCAGGGCCAGCUGAGGGACGCUGAUACUCAGCUCAAACAAGCCGAGGAGAGUCUGAACUGGAACAGCCAUGGUGUUUGGCUGUACAUCCAAGACUUGCGUGACUCUGUGUGCGACCUGGAGAGCCGACUCCAGAGGACCAAAGACAACGUGGAACAAAUCCAGGACUGCAUGAGGUCGUGGGCCAACCCAUUGUUUGACAGGAAAGAGGGGAAAAAAGACGCGCUGCUCGGCCUGGAGGACAGGACGGAGAGGAUUGCUAAAUUUUACAGUCGGAUACAAUCCUCCGGAGAAAAGAUCCACUUCCUUCUCGAGAGCAAUCGGGAGCUUUUCCGAGCUGAGCCGUCCUCUGAGGAGUGGAAGGCCUACGUGGAGUACAUAGACGACAUGGUUGUUGACGGUUUCUUCAACUGCAUCGAGUGCGCUCUCAAGUUUUUCUUGGACAACACUGACCAGAGAGCUGUGGUGGUCCCUCUGUUUGAGGCUCAGCUGGAUCUGAGGGUUCCUGACAUGGUCUUCACUCCCUCGCUGGAGUUUGGUGCUCGAGACAGUUUCUUCGAGAUAGUGGAGAGUCUCAUCAGUGACGUGUUCAAAAUGGCCUCGCUGGUGCCCCGGCUUGCCAAGCACAGCCCGUUCCCCCACUACCAGGCUGACAUGGAGGACAUGGCUGACCUGGCAGACAUGCGUAACCAACUCAUGGAGCGUGUGCUGAGCGCCAUGGCGGCGUGCUGUGACUUUCGGAACUCUUUGGAGCGUUACAGCUACCUGUACGUGGACAACAGGAAGGAGUUCAUGCGUCGGUUUCUUUUAUCUGGUCACAUUUCGACCAACCCUGACUUCGAGGAUGACAUUGAUAAGAGGAACCCAGAGAGUCAACCGACUCUGGAUGAUUUCAGAGCACAGGUGGAUAUUUACGAGAAGCUCCAUGAGGAGGUUCAGAGUCUUGAAGUUGUUCAUGUGUUCCAUGGAUGGAUGAGGGUGGAUGGUCGUAGCAUGAAGCGGGCACUGCUCAAUAUCAUCAAAAAAUGGAGCCUCAUGUUUAAACAGCACCUCAUAGAUCUGGUAACUAACAGUCUGUCAGAUCUGGAGAACUUCGUCAUUAGAACUGAAGCUGGGAUUGGCCAGCAGGUGGAGGAAGGUGACUACAGUGGUCUGGUCCAGGUCAUCGGUCAUUUGUUGGCUAUUAAGGAAAGACAAAACACAACCGACACCAUGUUUGAGCCUCUGAAACAAACCAUUGCCCUGCUAAAAGAGUAUGACCAAGAUCUCCCCGAAGUGGUUCACAAACAGUUAGCGGAGCUUCCAGAGAAAUGGACCAAUGUGAAAAAGCAGGCGAUGUUAGUCAAGCAGCAGGUGGCUCCUCUGCAGGCCACAGAGGUGGCGCGCCUACGCCGAAAGUGCUCUUCAUUCGAGGCCGAGCAACACAGUUUUAGGGAACACUUCUGCACCGAUGGGCCCUUCAGGUUUGACAGCAAGAGCCCCUACCAGGUGUUGGACAAGUUCCACCGGCAGAUCAGGGAAAGGGAGGCAGUUAUGGCCUCCCUGUUGGAGUCCGCAAACCUGUUUGAGGUCACUAUCUCAGAAUACAAACAGCUCCGACAGUGCAGGCGUGAAGUGGGCCUACUAAAAGAGCUGUGGGAUAUGAUCAUGUUGGUAGAAUCCAGCAUGUCAGCGUGGAGGACCACUCCUUGGAGAAAGAUCAAUGUGGAGGACAUGGAACUGGAGUGCAAACGCUUUUCUAAAGACAUUCGGAUGCUGGACAAAGAGGUUAGAGCAUGGGAGGCCUUCACAGGUCUGGACAGCAGGGUGAAGAACAUCCUCACCUCGCUCCGGGCUGUGGCCGAGCUCCAAAACCCAGCCAUUCGAACCAGACACUGGCACCAACUAAUGAAUGCCACCGGAGUCUGCUUCACCAUGGACCAGGACACCACUCUGGCAGAUCUGCUGAAGCUCAAUCUGCACUGCUUCGAAGAGGAAGUGAGAGGCAUCGUGGACAAAGCUGCCAAAGAGAUGGCCAUGGAGAAAGUCCUGUCCGAGCUCAACUCCACGUGGACAGGUAUGAGGUUCCAGUAUGAGCCCCACCACAGGACCCGGGUUCCCUUGCUCCGCACAGAUGAAGAGCUGAUUGAGACGCUGGAGGAUAACCAGGUUCAGCUGCAGAACCUCAUGUCAUCCAAGCACAUUGCACACUUCCUGGAUGAAGUGUCUUUAUGGCAGAGCAAGCUGUCUGUGGCAGACUCGGUCAUCUCCAUCUGGUUUGAGGUUCAGCGGACAUGGACCCACCUGGAAAGCAUCUUCAUCGGCUCAGAGGACAUCCGCUCACAGCUGCCCGAGGAUUCCAGGCGCUUUGAGGGGAUUGAUGCUGAUUUCAAAGAGCUGGCAAACGCCAUGCAUCAAACACCAAACGUAGUGGAGGCCACCAACAAACCAUGCCUGUUUGGUAAACUGGAGGACAUCCAGAACAGGCUCUCUCUGUGUGAAAAAGCUCUGGCAGAGUACCUGGACACCAAGCGGUUGGCCUUCCCGAGAUUUUACUUCAUCUCCUCAGCUGAUUUGCUGGACAUUCUGUCAAAUGGGACCAACCCACAGCAGGUCCAGAAGCAUCUGUCUAAGCUGUUUGACAACAUGGCUAAGAUGCGAUUUGAGGCUGAUGAAGGAGGAAAUCCCAAGACCGGUGUGGGCAUGUACAGCAAAGAGGAAGAGUAUGUCCCCUUUAAUCAGUCCUGUGACUGCACUGGACAGGUGGAGAUGUGGCUGAACCGGGUUCUGGAAACCAUGCGGUCCACAGUUCGCCAUGAGAUGUCAGAGGCGGUGACAGCUUACGAGGAGAAACCCAGAGAGCAGUGGCUUUUUGACUACCCAGCUCAGGUGGCGCUGACCUGCACUCAGAUAUGGUGGACCUCUGACGUCAACAUGGCUUUCGCCCGUCUCGAGGAAGGCUCUGACAACUCGAUGAAGGAGUACUACAGAAAACAGGUGUCCCAGCUCAACACCCUCAUUUCCAUGCUGAUCGGCCAGCUCUCCCCGGGCGACAGGCAGAAAGUCAUGACCAUCUGCACCAUCGACGUUCACGCCAGAGACGUGGUGGCCAAGAUGAUCGCGCAGAAGGUGGAAAACUCUCAGGCCUUCGUGUGGCUCUCCCAGCUUAGACAUCGCUGGGAUGACAAGGAGAGGCAUUGUUUUGCCAACAUCUGCGAUGCCCAGUUUCUCUAUUCGUACGAGUACCUGGGCAACACGCCACGAUUAGUCAUCACUCCUCUAACAGACAGAUGCUACAUCACGUUGACUCAGUCCCUCCACCUAACUAUGAGUGGAGCCCCAGCAGGGCCUGCAGGCACAGGCAAGACCGAGACUACUAAAGACCUGGGACGAGCCCUGGGCAUCAUGGUGUACGUGUUCAACUGCUCUGAGCAGAUGGACUAUAAGUCAUGCGGGAACAUCUACAAAGGCUUGGCUCAGACGGGGGCAUGGGGCUGCUUCGACGAGUUUAACAGGAUCUCUGUGGAAGUGCUGUCUGUGGUGGCUGUACAGGUCAAAAGCAUUCAAGAUGCCAUCCGUGAUAAGAAGCAGAGAUUCAACUUCAUGGGAGAGGAGGUGAACCUCUGUCGCUCUGUGGGGAUCUUCAUCACCAUGAAUCCAGGCUAUGCCGGCAGGACUGAGCUUCCUGAGAACCUCAAAGCUCUUUUCAGACCGUGUGCCAUGGUGGUGCCAGACUUCGAGCUCAUCUGUGAAAUCAUGCUGGUGGCCGAAGGUUUUAUCAAUGCACGCGUCCUUGCCAGGAAAUUCAUUACCCUCUACACAUUGUGUAGAGAGCUGCUGUCCAAACAGGACCACUAUGACUGGGGCCUUCGAGCCAUCAAGUCGGUGUUAGUGGUGGCCGGCUCUCUGAAAAGGGGAGACCCAGGCCGAGCCGAAGACCAGGUGCUAAUGAGAGCUCUGAGAGACUUCAACAUUCCCAAGAUCGUCACCGACGACAUGCCGGUGUUCAUGGGGCUGAUAGGAGAUCUGUUCCCCUCGCUGGACAUCCCCAGGAAAAGAGACCUGGACUUUGAAACUUACGUGAAGCAGUCUAUUCUGGACUUGAAGUUGCAAGCUGAGGACAAUUUUGUGCUCAAGGUGGUGCAGCUGGAGGAGCUGCUGGCGGUGCGUCACUCCGUGUUUGUGAUCGGGAAUGCAGGCACCGGAAAGAGUCAAGUCAUGAGGUCCCUCCAGAGGACCUAUCAGAACAUGAAGCGUCGGCCUGUGUGGGCGGACCUGAACCCGAAGGCUGUGACCAACGAUGAGCUCUUUGGAAUCAUCAACCCGGCUACUAGAGAGUGGAAAGACGGCCUGUUUUCCAGUAUAAUGCGCGAACUGGCCAACAUUAGUCACGGUGGGCCUAAGUGGAUUGUUCUGGAUGGAGAUAUUGACCCAAUGUGGAUUGAGUCACUCAACACAGUCAUGGAUGACAACAAGGUUCUGACUUUGGCCAGCAAUGAAAGAGUCCCUCUGAACCCCACCAUGAGGCUGGUGUUUGAGAUCAGCCACCUUCGCACCGCUACCCCAGCAACUGUAUCCAGAGCAGGCAUCCUUUACAUAAAUCCAGCUGAUCUCGGUUGGAACCCACAGGUGUCCAGUUGGAUUGACAAGAGAAACGUCCAAUCAGAGAAAGCCAACCUGACUAUACUGUUUGACAAGUAUCUUCCCUCUUGUCUGGACGCCCUCAGAUCAAGGUUCAAGAAGAUCAUCCCAAUCCCCGAGCAGAGUCUGGUUCAGAUGCUGUGCUACCUACUUGAGUGUCUUCUGACUCCUGAAAACACGCCACCUGACAGCGCCAAAGAACUUUAUGAACUCUAUUUUGUCUUUGCUGCCGUCUGGGCCUUUGGGGGAGCCUUGUUCCAGGACCAGCUGGUCGACUACAGAGUGGAGUUCAGCAAGUGGUGGGUUGCUGAGUUCAAAACCAUUAAGUUCCCAUCCCAGGGCACCGUGUUUGAUUACUACAUUGACCCGGAGAGCAAGAGGUUCGAACCAUGGACAAAAAUGGUGCCCAAGUUCGAAAUGGAUGCAGAGACGCCUCUUCAGGCAUGUGUGGUUCACACCACAGAGACCAUUAGAGUCCGCUACUUUAUGGACCGCCUCCUGGAGCGCCGCAGGCCGGUGAUGCUGGUCGGGAACGCUGGCACCGGGAAGUCCGUUCUGGUCAGAGAAAAGCUCGAAUCGCUGGAUCCCGAGAAAUACAUGGUCAAAAACGUGCCAUUUAACUACUACACCACUUCUGCAAUGCUCCAAGCUGUGCUGGAAAAUCCCCUUGAGAAGAAAGCGGGCCGCAACUAUGGACCUCCAGGCAGCAAAAGACUUAUUUACUUCAUAGACGACAUGAAUAUGCCUGAGGUGGAUGCAUAUGGCACGGUCCAACCUCACACACUCAUACGCCAACAUAUGGACUAUAACCAUUGGUACGAUCGGAGUAAGCUGCUUUUGAAAGAAAUACUCAACAUUCAGUACGUGUCCUGCAUGAACCCCACAUCUGGCAGCUUUACCAUUAAUCCACGACUGCAGCGCCACUUCUCAGUCUUUGCGUUGUCGUUUCCCGGAGUCGAGGCCUUGAGCACCAUCUACAGCUCCAUUCUGUCUCAGCACCUGAGGAGGGAGGGCUUCAGCUCCGUGCUGCACAGGAGCUGCUCCACCCUCGUCCAGUUGGCCCUGGCCCUGCACCAGCAGAUCUCCUCCACCUUCCUCCCCACAGCCGUCAAGUUCCACUACAUCUUCAACCUUCGCGACCUGUCCAACAUUUUCCAGGGCAUUCUUUUCUGUACUGGUGAGUGUCUAAAAGCCCCCGCGGACCUGCUGAAAAUCUACCUGCAUGAGUCCACCAGGGUCUACAGAGACAAGCUGGUGGAGGAGCCGGACAUCCAGGUCUUUGAUAAGCUGCAAGCAGACACAGUGAAAAAGUUCUUCGAGGACAUGGAUGAAACCCUAGAGCAGAGCCGGGAGAUGAACCUGUACUGCCACUUUGCCCGUGGGCUGGGGGAGGCCAGGUACAUGGCUGCAGAGUCAUGGAGCAGCCUCAGUAAGACCCUGCAAGAGGCUCUGGACAGCUACAAUGAGGUCAACGCCACCCUGAACCUGGUGCUGUUCGAGGACGCCAUGGCUCACAUCUGCCGAAUAAACCGAAUCCUGGAGUCUCCACGGGGCAACGCGCUGCUCGUCGGAGUGGGUGGAAGCGGCAAGCAGAGUCUGACCCGACUGGCUGCCUUCAUCUCCAAUCUGGAGGUUUUUCAGAUCACCUUGAGGAAAGGCUACAGUAUCACUGACCUGAAGAGUGACCUGGCCUCCCUCUACAUCAAAGCCGGCGUGAAGAACACCGGCACCGUGUUCCUAAUGACCGACGCUCAAGUGGCGGAGGAGAAGUUCCUCGUCCUGGUCAACGAUCUGCUGGCGUCGGGAGAAAUCUCGGAGCUGUUCCCCAGUGACGAGGUGGAGAACAUCGUUGGCAGCAUGAGGCCAGAAGUUCGCAGCUCAGGACUGAUGGAUACGAGGGAAAACUGCUGGAAAUUCUUCAUUGGCCGCGUUCGCAGACAGCUCAAGGUCGCUCUGUGUUUCUCUCCAGUGGGCAGUAAACUGAGAGUUCGCAGCAGGAAGUUCCCCGCCGUGGUCAACUGCACGGCCAUCGACUGGUUCCACGAGUGGCCACAGGGGGCGCUGGAGUCGGUCAGCUUCAGGUUCCUGCAGGAGGUGGAAUGCAUAGAGCCUCAGGUGAAGCAGUCAGUGAGCAAAUUCAUGGCUUAUGUCCACACGAGCGUCAAUCAAACAUCCAGAGAGUAUCUGGCUAAUGAAAGGCGCUACAACUACACCACACCCAAGUCUUUCCUGGAGCAGAUCAAGCUCUAUCGCAGCCUGCUGGAUCAGAAGAGCACGGAGUUAACCACCAAGAUGGAGCGGCUGGAAAACGGUCUGCAGAAGCUCAGCAGCACCUCUGAACAGGUGGACGACCUCAAGGCCAAACUGGCUGUUCAAGAAGUGGAACUCAAGCAGAAGAAUGAAGAUGCUGAUAAGUUGAUUCAGGAGGUCGGGAUAGAAACUGAGAAAGUGUCAAAGGAGAAGGCUGUGGCCGAUGAGGAAGAAGAAAAGGUGGCAGCCAUUGCUGUCGUGGUCAGUGGCAAACAGAGAGACUGUGAGGAGGACUUAGCCAAGGCUGAACCAGCUCUUCUCGCAGCUCAGGAUGCCCUUAACACUCUCAAUAAAAACAACUUAACCGAGCUGAAGUCGUUCGGUUCUCCCGUGGCGGCGGUGACCAACGUGACGGCGGCGGUGAUGGUCCUGAUGGCCCCCGGCGGCAAAGUCCCCAAGGACCGCAGCUGGAAGGCCGCCAAAGUCACGAUGGCCAAGGUGGACGCCUUCCUGGACUCUCUGAUAAACUUCGACAAGGAGAACAUCCCGGAGGCUUGCCUGAAAGCCAUUCGGCCCUACCUGCAGGAUCCAGACUUCCAGCCAGAUCUGGUGGCCUCCAAGUCCUAUGCCGCGGCGGGUCUGUGCUCCUGGGUUCUGAAUAUUGUCAAGUUCUACGAGGUUUACUGCGAGGUGGAGCCCAAGCGGCAGGCCCUAAGCAAAGCCAACGCUGAGCUGGCUGCUGCACAAGAGAAGCUCGCCGCCAUCAAAAGCAAGAUCAGCUACCUUAAUGAGAACCUGGCAAAGCUCACAGCCAAGUUCGAGAAAGCCACCGCGGACAAGCUUAAGUGCCAACAGGAAGCAGAGCUGACUGCCCGCACCAUUUCACUGGCCAACCGUCUGGUGGGUGGUCUUAUAUCCGAGAAGGUCCGCUGGACAGAAUCCCUCGCAAUCUUUAAGAAGCAGGAGAGGACCCUGUGUGGAGAUGUCCUCCUCAUAAGUGCCUUCAUCUCUUACCUGGGAUAUUUAACCAAACACUACAGAGUCCAGCUUAUGGAUAACUUCUGGAGGCCUUAUCUCAGCCAACUGGAAGUUCCCAUCCCGGUGACUCCGGACCUGGACCCCUUGACCAUGCUGACGGACGCCGCCGACGUCGCCGCCUGGCAGAACGAGGGUCUGCCGGCCGACAGGAUGUCCACCGAGAACGCCACCAUCCUCACCUCCUGCCAGCGCUGGCCGCUCAUCGUGGACCCUCAGCUGCAGGGCAUCAAGUGGAUCCGGAACAAGUACGGGGAGAAGCUGCGGCUCAUCCGCAUGGAGCAGCGAGGGUAUCUGGAUGCAGUGGAGAGAGCGCUGGCAGCAGGUGACGUGGUACUCAUAGAGAACUUAGGGGAAGUAUUGGAUCCUGUUCUCGGACCUCUGCUGAGCAGGGAAACCAUUAAAAAGGGAAGGUACAUCAAGAUUGGAGACAAGGAGUGUGAGUACAACCCCAGUUUCCGCCUCAUUCUGCACACAAAGCUGGCCAACCCUCAUUACCAGCCCGAGCUGCAGGCCCAGUGCACCUUGAUCAAUUUCACAGUGACCAGAGAUGGUCUGGAGGACCAGCUGCUGGCGUCAGUGGUCAGCAUGGUGAGACCUGACCUGGAACAGCUCAAGUCAAACCUGACAAAGCAGCAGAAUGGAUUUAAGAUUACCCUGAAGACCCUGGAGGACAACCUGCUGUCCCGUUUGUCCUCUGCUUCCGGAAACUUCCUGGGAGACACGGAGCUGGUGGAAAACCUGGAGACCACCAAACGUACUGCUGCAGAAAUAGAGGAGAAGGUAGAAGAAGCCAAAGUGACAGAGGCCAAAAUCAAUGAGGCUCGGGAGCACUACAGACCAGCAGCAGCGCGGGCUUCCUUAUUGUACUUCAUAAUGAACGACCUCAAUAAAAUCCAUCCCAUGUACCAGUUCUCUCUCAAGGCAUUCAGUGUGGUCUUCCAGAAAGCUGUUCUGAAGGCAGAGCCGGACGAGGCCCUGCCCCAGCGGGUGUCCAACUUAAUUGACAGCAUCACGUCCUCAGUCUUCCAGUACACCACCAGAGGCCUGUUUGAGUGUGACAAGCUCACGUACAUCGCUCAGCUCGUGUUUCAGAUACUCCUGAUGAAUAAUGAAAUAAACCCCGCAGAGCUGGACUUCCUCCUGAGAUACCCGGUCCAACCAGGUGUAACGUCGCCAGUGGAUUUUCUAUCCAGUCACUCUUGGGGCGGGAUCAAGUCGCUGUGUUCCAUGGAAGAGUUCAGAAACCUGGACCGAGACAUCGAAGGUUCGGCCAAACGCUGGAAGAAGUUCGUGGAGUCCGAGUGUCCGGAGAAAGAGAAAUUCCCACAGGAGUGGAAGAGCAAAAGCUCGCUGCAGAGGCUGUGCAUGAUGAGGGCUCUGAGGCCCGACCGCAUGACGUACGCCGUCAGAGACUUUGUAGAGGAGAAACUGGGAAGCAAGUACGUGAUUGGCAGAUCGCUAGACUUCGCCGUCUCCUUUGAAGAGUCGGGUGCAGCUACACCGAUGUUCUUCAUCCUCUCUCCAGGAGUGGACCCUUUGAAGGAUGUGGAGAAACACGGUAAGAAGCUGGGAUACACAUUCGACAACAACAACUUCCACAACGUGUCUCUUGGUCAAGGGCAGGAGGUCAUAGCUGAACGAGCCCUUGAUUUGGCCUCUAAGAGUGGCCAUUGGGUCAUUUUACAGAACAUCCACCUGGUGGCUCGUUGGCUGGGCACCCUGGAGAAAUUACUGGAGCAGCAGGCGGAGGGGAGCCACGAGAGCUUCAGGGUGUUUGUCAGCGCCGAGCCCUCCUCCACCCGUGAGGGCCACAUCAUCCCCCAGGGCAUCCUGGAGAACUCCAUCAAGAUCACCAACGAGCCCCCCACCGGAAUGCAUGCCAACCUGCACAAGGCCCUGGACAACUUCAACCAGGACUCGCUGGAGAUGUGUGCCCGGGAGAACGAGUUUAAGAACAUCUGGUUCGCUCUCUGCUACUUCCACGCUGUGGUCGCGGAGAGGCGCAAAUUUGGUCCCCAGGGUUGGAACAGAUCAUACCCCUUCAACAUCGGGGAUCUCACCAUUUCUGUCAAUGUCCUCUACAACUAUCUGGAGGCCAAUCCUAAGGUACCGUAUGACGACCUGCGCUACCUGUUCGGUGAGAUCAUGUAUGGGGGUCACAUCACGGACGACUGGGACCGCCGUCUGUGCCGGACCUACCUGGAGGAGUUCAUCAAGCCAGAGAUGAUGGAGGGGGAGCUGUAUCUGGCACCAGGUUUCCCCUUACCUGGAAACAUGGACUACGCCAGUUACCAUCAGUAUGUUGAUGACACGUUACCACCGGAGUCCCCCUACCUGUACGGCCUUCAUCCCAAUGCAGAGAUCGGCUUCCUCACUCAGACGUCAGAGAAGCUUUUCCGCACCGUGCUGGAGAUGCAGCCCAGGGACGGAGGAGUCGGAGAGGGGGGUGGAAGCACCAGAGAGGAGAAGGUGCGUGCAGCUCUGGACGAUAUCAUGGAGAGACUUCCAGAGGAAUUCAACAUGGCCGAGCUUCUAGGAAAGGCCGAGGAGAGGACCCCCUACCAGGUGGUGGCCUUGCAGGAGUGUGAACGCAUGAACGUCCUCACCCAGGAGAUCCGGCGCUCCCUGCAGGAGUUAAGCCUCGGACUUAAGCUGACGAUGACCAGUGACAUGGAGACCCUUCAGAAUGCCAUUUUCCUGGACACGGUGCCCGACAGCUGGACCAAACUGGCCUAUCCCUCCAUGUUGGGACUGGCUCUGUGGGUCUCAGACCUCCUCGCCAGGAUCAAAGAGCUCGAAGCCUGGUCAGCUGACUUCCUGCUGCCCUCCGUGGUGUGGCUGGCCGGCUUCUUCAACCCGCAGUCCUUCCUCACGGCCAUCAUGCAGGCCAUGGCCAGGAGGAACGAGUGGCCUCUGGACAGUAUGUCCCUGCAGUGUGACGUCACAAAGAAGAAUCGGGAGGAUUUCAGCUCCCCGCCUCGGGAGGGGGCCUACAUUCACGGGCUGUACAUGGAGGGCGCACGGUGGGAUACACAGACCGGUUUGCUCGUAGACGCCCGCCUGAAAGAGCUCACCCCAGCCAUGCCGGUCAUCUUCAUUAGGGCCAUCCCCGUGGACAAGCAGGAGAACAGAAACGUCUACCAGUGUCCUGUCUACAAAACUCCCCAGCGGGGACCCACGUACGUGUGGACCUUUAAUCUGAAGACCAAAGACAGCCCCUCCAAGUGGACCUUAGCCGGGGUGGCGCUGCUCCUGCAGGUCUAGCAUGGUAUGUCCACUGGUACUCACAGGGUGAACAGCCACAGUCCUUUUUUGGCCCAAAAAGAGUUUUAGCACGGUUUAGAUUUGUUUUGUUAAUUGAUUUAAGAACUUAAGCUGUCUCUUCAUGGAAGCUUUAAAUGUGAACUUUUGAAAACUUUUUGAAGCUGACCAACUUCACGAGAAAACCACUCUAAAUGCAAUCUUACAUAUAUUUCAGUGCAUAUAGUUUUAUAGUGAAUUGUGGGUGUUUUGGGAGCACAACGGAUAUAUUAAAGCAUCCUUGAAAUUACACCAAUAAAAUAAUAUGUCCUUCAAAAAACAAAUUAGCAUCAUAACAGUCCUUUGGGGAAAAAAAACUAUUUUCAACUUUGGGCGACACCCAUUUUAUUCUAUCAUUUUAAGUAGCUCAUGAUUGUUAACUGAUGAUUGCAGUGUCUGGAACCGAUGCGAAUACAUUUGUUUGAUGACUAAAUUAUUCUACUUAAUGAUUCUUCUUGACUUCUGGGAUGACAGUUCUGUUAUCACAGACGUUCUUUGUAGCAUAUGUCUGUCAGCCAGCAAGACUUUGACCAUCCCUGAGCCCAGUAUCUGUCUAGACAAAAAUCUGAUAAUGACUGAAGAAAAAGGUCAUUGAUACUGCAAUUAAAAGACCAUAUUACUAAUUUCUAAGUAAA